Molecule: messenger RNA, 1851 nt
Organism: Elephantulus edwardii (Cape elephant shrew)
Lineage: Eukaryota; Metazoa; Chordata; Mammalia; Macroscelidea; Macroscelididae
Gene: CHRNA4
Product: cholinergic receptor, nicotinic, alpha 4 (neuronal)
Exons: 6
Coding region: 1-1851 (616 amino acids)
Biological process (GO): regulation of membrane potential; chemical synaptic transmission; signal transduction
Cellular component (GO): neuron projection; synapse; postsynaptic membrane
Molecular function (GO): transmembrane signaling receptor activity; acetylcholine-gated monoatomic cation-selective channel activity
Source: RefSeq, a predicted model, not a curated record
AUGGAGCCCGGGAUCCCCGGAGCACCGCCACCACCACCGCUGCUGCUGCUGCUGCUUGGAGCUAGCCUCCUGCCAGCUCACAGCCAUGUGGAGACCAGGGCCCAUGCCGAGGAGAGACUGCUGCGGAAACUCUUCUCUGGCUACAACAAGUGGUCCCGGCCUGUGGCCAACAUCUCAGAUGUGGUCCUGGUCCGCUUUGGCCUGUCUAUCGCCCAGCUCAUCGAUGUGGAUGAGAAGAAUCAGAUGAUGACCACGAACGUGUGGGUGAAGCAGGAGUGGCAUGACUACAAGCUACGCUGGGACCCAGCCGACUUCGAGAACGUGACAUCCAUCCGCAUCCCCUCGGAGCUCAUCUGGAGGCCAGACAUCGUCCUCUACAACAACGCUGAUGGGGACUUUGCAGUGACGCACUUGACCAAAGCCCACCUUUUCCAUGACGGGCGGAUCCAGUGGACGCCUCCGGCCAUCUACAAGAGUUCCUGCAGCAUCGACGUCACCUUCUUCCCCUUUGACCAGCAGAACUGCACCAUGAAGUUUGGGUCCUGGACAUAUGACAAGGCCAAGAUCGACCUGGUGAGCAUGCACCAGCGUGUGGACCAGCUGGACUACUGGGAGAGUGGCGAGUGGGUGAUCGUGGACGCCGUGGGCAACUACAACACCAAGAAGUACGAGUGCUGCGCCGAGGUCUACCCUGACAUCACCUACGCCUUCAUCAUCCGGCGCCUGCCGCUCUUCUACACCAUCAACCUCAUCAUCCCCUGCCUGCUCAUCUCCUGCCUCACGGUGCUGGUCUUCUACCUGCCCUCCGAGUGCGGCGAGAAGGUGACGCUCUGCAUCUCCGUGCUGCUGUCACUCACCGUCUUCCUGCUGCUCAUCACGGAGAUCAUCCCGUCCACCUCACUGGUCAUCCCCCUCAUCGGCGAGUACCUCCUCUUCACCAUGAUCUUUGUCACGUUGUCCAUCAUCAUCACUGUCUUCGUGCUCAACGUGCACCACCGCUCCCCGCGCACACACACCAUGCCCGCCUGGGUGCGCCGGGUCUUCCUGGACAUUGUGCCCCGUCUGCUCUUCAUGAAGCGGCCGUCCGUGGUCAAGGACAACUGCCGGAGGCUCAUCGAGUCCAUGCACAAGAUGGCCAGUGCCCCUCGCUUCUGGCCUGAGCCGGAGGCCCAGCCUGGCUUCUGCGCCCGGGACCCGUCACCCUCUGCGUCCCUCUGUGUCUCACUGGCCGAACCGGUCAAGCCACCUUCGGAGCAGCCCCCUCCACCCCCGCCCACAGAGGCUGGGAAGACCAGUGCCUGCCCCUCACCUGGCCCUGGACACCUGCCCAGCAGUGCCCAGGCCACUGGGCUGGCCAAGGCCAGGUCCCUGAGUGUCCAGCACAUGCCCAGCUCCAGCAGAGCAGAGGACAGCAGUGUCCGGUGCCGUUCUCGGAGCGUCCAGUACUGUGUCACCCAAGAUGAGGCCUCGGCCCAGGCUAACGGCCGAGUGGCCAGCUCCCCAGCCUCUACCCACUCUGCUGAGCCCGCAGCCCCUGACCAGCCCUCCCCUUGCAAAUGCAAAUGCAAGAAGGAGCUGUCUGCCACCUCUCCGGAUGCCACACUCACAGUCCACGGCACCAAAGUGCCUCGUCGACACCUGCCCCUGUCCCCAGCCUUGUCCCGAGCCGUGGAGGGUGUCCAGUACAUUGCAGACCACCUGAAGGCGGAGGACACAGAUUUCUCGGUGAAGGAAGACUGGAAAUACGUGGCCAUGGUCAUCGACCGUGUCUUCCUGUGGGUGUUUGUCAUCGUUUGUCUGCUGGGCACCAUUGGCCUCUUCCUGCCGCCCUGGCUGGCUGGCAUGAUCUAG